Molecule: messenger RNA, 1230 nt
Organism: Coniosporium apollinis CBS 100218
Lineage: Eukaryota; Fungi; Ascomycota; Dothideomycetes
Exons: 2
Coding region: 1-1230 (409 amino acids)
Source: RefSeq, a predicted model, not a curated record
AUGCUCUCUUUAGCCACAUUCUGUUGCGGACUUGCACUGGCUGCACUCACUGAUGCGCAAAUAAGCCUCGGAAGGGCCGCUCCUUUCGGGAUAGUCGCGACGACCGCCAUAACCAGCACCGGAGCAACAAUCGUUGACGGCCAGCUCGGCAUCUUCCCCAACGACGAAACUUCCAUCACCGGAUUCCCACCCGGUAUCUCCGGCCCAGUAUUUGGCGGCGAUGCCACGGCCCAAGCUGCCCGCGACGACGCCACGAGCGCGUACAACGCGUUAGCUGCUUUGACGCCCACGACCUCCCUGACGGGCCAGGAUCUUGGAGGCAUGACCUUGUUUGCGGGCGUAUACAAUUUCGCCUCCUCCGGCGGCCUCACCGGCGUACUCACGCUUGACGGCCAAGGCAAUCCCAACGCCCUGUUCGUCUUCCAAUUCGGAUCCACUCUUACGACUGCUUCGGCCUCCCAGGUGGUUCUGAUCAACGGUGCCCAGGCCUGCAACGUCUACUGGCAGGUAGGAAGCUCCGCUACACUUGGAACGACGACGAACUUUGCUGGGAACAUCUUGGCUUCUGCUUCCAUCACUGGCAAUGCAGGUGUUACAGUUCAGGGGGGCCUUUACGCACUCACUGCUGCUGUGACGCUGAUCCAGGAUACAAUCAGUGCUCAAGGCAGCUGCGGUGCACCCGUUUCCGCAUCGUCAACCACAGCCAGCCCGACAACACUCACGAUGAUGACAUCCACCGCAGCUUAUACCACAACACCAGCCUCGACCGUAACGAUAACUUCUACUGUCGUUGUCACUGAAAGCGCCAGCCCGGCCAGUACAGUGACAGUAACAGCCAGCGGCACCGUCGCCACCACUACCGUCACAGACACAGUCGCCACCUCUUACACGAAGUGUACAUCCACCACCACGAAAACGUCGACCAUGUCGACUACAAAGACUGCAAAGGCACCGCAGUGCACCUCUACGGCAAAGGCCGCCGCCAAAGACAAACGCGCGCAGCCAGCGACCAAAACAGUCACCGUCACGUCAACGAAGAAAAACGGUGGCCGACCCACCUCUACUGUCACCAAAGGUAAGGCCAAGUCAACUAAGACGGUCAAGGCGACACACACGUCUACAACGUCCACGUACUGGACGACUAAGACGACGUCCAUGACAUACACUGCCACCAUGACUCCGAAAUGCACGACCAGAGCUGUAGCAGUCAGGAGAUAUCAAAGAAUGUAG